Molecule: messenger RNA, 1119 nt
Organism: Endocarpon pusillum Z07020
Lineage: Eukaryota; Fungi; Ascomycota; Eurotiomycetes; Verrucariales; Verrucariaceae
Exons: 2
Coding region: 1-1119 (372 amino acids)
Biological process (GO): ketone body biosynthetic process; L-leucine catabolic process
Molecular function (GO): hydroxymethylglutaryl-CoA lyase activity
Source: RefSeq, a predicted model, not a curated record
AUGAUCCAAAGAUUGCCAUUGCGCUUGAAUGCUAACUCUGCUCGACACUUACGACGUCAGUUUUGCUCCUCCAGGCGUCUUUCUGCAGAUCACGUAAGGAUCGUCGAGGUUGGUCCUCGAGAUGGGUUACAGAACGAGCAAAGAACGAUCUCAUUGAAGACAAAAAUUGAGCUCAUAAAACGCCUUGCAAAGACUGGCGUAACGCAUAUGGAAGCUGGAUCUUUCGUAUCAGCAAAGUGGGUACCACAGAUGGCGUCAACUCCCGAAGUCUUUCAGAGCAUUGUGUCUCGACCUCCUCGGGCACCUCACCCUAUUGCUUACAAUUACCUCGUUCCCAAUCUACGGGGAGUCGAGACCCUUGUUUCCGUGCUUGAGUCGCACGAGACGCCUCUCCCAUCCAACAAUGCUGAUCAGGCCCCUAUCACUUCAGCCGAUGAUCCUAAUCGCAUGGCCUCGGAGAAUCCUGUCCCAAACGCGUCCCAGAAUACUACCGAGAUAUCACUUUUCGCAGCUGCAACCGAGACUUUCUCGAACAAGAACACAAAUUGCAGCAUCCAAGAGUCACUAGACAGAUGUAAGCGCAUCCUAGCCAUAGCCAAGGGCAAGGGCAUGCAAGCACGUGGCUACAUAUCUGUCGCCCUUGGUUGUCCAUAUGAAGGACCUGAUGUUGAUCCGCAUAAAGUCGCAGAAAUGACUGCUACUUUACUGGAGAUGGGAUGUGACGAGGUCUCUGUGGCUGACACUACGGGCAUGGGAACCGCUCCCAGAACACAGCGACUGCUCAAAACAUUGAAAGAGGCGGGCAUACAGAACGAGGACAUUGCUUUACAUUUCCACGAUACCUACGGCCAAGCUCUUGUAAACACCGUUGUUGGCCUUGAGCAUGGCAUACGCACAUUUGAUAGUUCGGUAGGCGGUCUGGGUGGUUGUCCGUUUUCCAAGGGGGCCACUGGCAAUGUUUCCACAGAGGAUCUGCUUCAUCUACUGCACUCGUUGGGAGUACAGACAGGCGUGAGUUUGGAGAAGAUGGCAGAAAUCGGUGCCUGGAUCAGUGGAGAACUGGGUAGGCACAAUGAUAGCAGAGCCGGAAAGGCCACUCUAGCACGAAGGCAGGCAUAA